Messenger RNA from Gadus chalcogrammus (walleye pollock), 3577 nucleotides. RefSeq names its product ankyrin repeat and SOCS box protein 12-like. Gene Ontology annotation, cellular component: cytoplasm; nucleus. The record is from RefSeq and is a predicted model, not a curated record. Gene Ontology annotation, biological process: intracellular signal transduction; regulation of barbed-end actin filament capping. NCBI's taxonomy places the organism in Eukaryota, Metazoa, Chordata, Actinopteri, Gadiformes, Gadidae. Gene Ontology annotation, molecular function: protein binding. The transcript is spliced from 3 exons. The coding region runs from base 121 to 1035 and encodes 304 amino acids.
AACGGUCCCAUGGUCACUACAGUAGUGGGGUGCUAGAAGAAGAGACGCGUCAUCGUACAGUAAUCUGCAGAGCUAUGGGGCGCUGGGACAGCUGACACCGACAUCUCCCGAGGUGGUCCUAUGCUCCGACUCAAGACCUCUGUGGAGGAAGAGAGCAGCCGUGAGAUCCAGCAGCUUCGCCAGGCCGUCGCCCAAGACGAUGCCCUGCUCCUCGACGAGAUGCUCAGCCAAGAGAUCUACAAGAGGGUCAUCAACUGCCGCGGCGGCUGGGGCAUCGCCGGCACGCCUCUCCGCAUGGCCGCCUCCAAGGGCCACCUGCGCUGCCUGCAGGUGCUGCUGGCCCACAGCGCCCACGUCGACUGCGUGGACGUCAAGGCGCAGACGCCGCUCUUCACGGCCGUGUGCGGCAAGUACCUGGAGUGCGUGCUUGCGCUGCUCAAGGCCGGCGCCGACCCCAACGGCAGCAUGGCCAACAACUGCUCGCCGGUGCUGACCGCCGCCCGGGAGGGCGACGCCGUGGUCCUGCGCGAGCUGCUGUGCCACGGCGCCGAGGUCAACUCGCGCUCCAAGGUGCUGCUGUGGAGCUCGGGGGCGAGCGUGUCCAGCGGGCCGCUCUACCUGUCGGCCGUGUACGGACACAUGGAGUGCUUCAAGGUGCUGCUGGCGUUCGGCGCCGACCCGGACUAUAACUGCACCGACGGCGGGCUGCUGAGCCGCAUCAAGCAGCCCAAGACGGUGCUGGAGAUGUGCCUGCGGCACGGCUGCGGCGUGGAGUACGUGAGGCUGCUCAUCGACUUCGGCGCCAACGUGUACCUGCCCACGCUGAUCAUCGAGAAGUCCACCAAGCAGAACGAGGCGGUGGAGCUGCUGCUGCGGGAGAGAGGAACUCCCAAGUCUCUGGCCUCCCAGUGUCGACUGGCCAUCCGGGGACAGCUAAAGAAGGCCGACCGGAUCCAGUGCGUGGACCAGCUGGCGAUGCCCCGGAGACUCAUCGACUACCUGGAGUACAGGAACAUGCCCGUCAUGAUCCUAUAGCUCGCUGACGGCCGCUCGUCAACAUGGUGCCCCUGUUAGAAGCACUUCUUAAACGCAUCAGGAUAUGCCUUAGUUUUCUUUGUUUUUAUUUUUGCUCUUUACAGUUUUUUGAGCCAUGUUUUAGUUUUUAGCUUUUUGUUGAGGUUAUGAAGAAUUUUUAGUUUUGUUUCGCUUUUCUGUUUUGUACUUUAUGGCAUAUUCGUCAUCUUUGUCGAUGUUAGAUGUGCAGCUGGUUCUAGACUUACAUUAAAUGGGUCGAGCUCUCUGCAAUUCUGUGCACCGCUUUCUCGUGCUUUCUUUCUCAUAUGCAUGCGUGUGUGUGUGAGAGAGCGAGAGAAAGGAUGUUUAGAAGGACGUCAACCCUGUGUGAUGUGUGUGAAGAGUUGAAACGGUAAAUGUGUUACAAUAGAAAAAAAGACAUUGUUUGAUGCGUCGUGUUAUAGGUUCCACAAAUGUCGACCACCUAACCUGUGGGCAUCUUUGAGCAGAGGCAUAACUACCUGCUCUUUAAAGACAUGCUUAUGAUAACUUAGGACCAAAGUGUUAUCAUUACUAUACUCAAUGCCACGAAACAAGAAAAAGAUGCACACAUUUGCCAUCAACUGAGUUUUUAAGCCAGUAAUUCCCCCUUGUUUCAAAGAGAGAAUUACCAGGAAAAUCUGCUCCUUGGACACAGAGAGCGAUGUACAGCCUAGAAAAUCCUUAUGUUCUAUCACGAGUUGGCCCAAAAGCUACGCAUUACAACGUGUGGAUAAUGUACUGAAUAAUCGAAUACAACACAACUAUUGUGCAUGCCAAACAUCUGAUAUUAAACACAAUGUAUAUUUCGUUACUCUAUACUGUAUCCAUGUCAUACUUGUAUUUCCACACUCAUGAUAAAACAACCAAUGGGGAUUCAUGGCUCUGUCCCGUUAUGCCGUUCAGCUUUGAGGGCCUUGAUGAAUUGAUCAAUCCUAUCCCUGAUGGAUCUCAAUGAGAGACUGCCUCCAACUUCCAACACACAGUCCUGCACACCGCAGCCAUCACAACGCACCGCUUUAAUGAAGGCUGGAUGACUGAUUGAGGGAUGAUAAGAAGGCUUCAGGCACUCUGCGGCCUGCCUCCACUUAAUACAACCCGAAGUGAAAUAUUUAAAUAACGACAAGAGCAGGAACGCUGAGACACCGUGCUAAAUUAGAAACGCAUGGGUGUACGAUUUAGAUUUGUAUGUUACGUUAUGUUUAGCCCUCUGCUAACCAAAGGGGAGUUACCGGAAUAGUCAGCGGCGUGGGAGUGGGCUGACAUUCACAUAGCAGCCCUUGAUAGUGCCUUACUGAAAAUAAAUAAGAAAUAAAAACGGGCAAUAUAUGGUUGAUGUUUUUUUCUUGGUAAUUUCUUUGUCAGCAUUUGGUCAGAGAAAAACGUAGAUGAGAUUAGUUGUCACAUUUUAUUACAAGUCAUUUUUUGAGGCAUAAAACAACUAUUCUCCCCUACACUUUGACACCAAUGGCAAUUACAUUAAAUUAAAUCACUUUUAAUAAACAAGUUAUUAAUCUCUUCAUCUUCUGUGACUGUAAACAGCAUUGCAUCCGUUUCAUUGCAUGGACGAUCCAGCAAGAUUAAAAAUGGACGACUAAGGACAACUUAAAAUAACCUAAACUCAUCCCCAGACUAUUCCCAAACAACACAGAAACGGACAUGAGAAAGCACAACUUCAUACACUGGUCACAGUGGAAGAAAUUAAAGAAAUGAAACACAUUGCCCUUCAAGUAUUUGUUCAUUCGGAGCUGCAUGGGAUAAUAUGGACACGGUCAUAGCAAUCAACCUGGGUGAAAUGAGAGUAAAAACGUAAAAAGCUCAAACCAACUUAAAAAAUAACCUCUGAUCAAUCCAACAAAAGAAUGAAUGCACAUGUAGAGCCCUUAUUUGCACUGAGAAGACUGGAAUAUUUGGUCCCUUCCUUAGUUUGUGAGCGAUCUGGAUUUUGACGUUGGAUUUGUCGUCGCCUUGGUUACAAUCAUCCCAACCCCACGUCCAGUGACAUCAUCACCACGAAGCCCAGAAUCGACGUCCACGAUGCUAGUUUCCCGUUUCCACUGGCAACGGGAGGACACAUUAGAAGAGAAGAAAAAGAAAAGGCACAACCUUCACCCAUCUUUGAACAAAGGAUUUUCCACGCCAUUCAGCUACCUAACGGGUUGCACAACAGAUUUUUAACAAAAGGGUAAUUUUAAUGUGAAGCUGUUCAAGACUAGGGACGAAGCCAUUACAAUUUUCUCUGUUUAGUUUGUUAUUUUAUUGAUUAACGAUGGGUGCUAAAUGCCAAAGCAAAUGUAGCGCAAAUGUCUCCUCGUAUUUGUAGUGCAACACGGACCAGGAUCAUACUGAGCAAAGCCCAAGGAGGGCAAAUGUAGCAGGCUGGAUUUUUUUGCUUGCAUGAAACAGGCCUGGAAAAGCGGGGCUGUUUAGGGCAGAUGGUGGGUUCAAGGGCCAUUCAAGUUUGACAUUUUUAAAACCGCUCAUUUUAUUUCAUGGCCCGGGGUAGGAGAGAAGUCAAACUCAA